GGCCCAGGCAAGAGGCCACGACCGCCACAUCAGGCACCAUGAUGGAAGGGGGCAUGCAGCUGCUCAACCGUGAUGGCCACAGCAUCUCGCAUAACUCAAAGCGGCACUACCACGACUCGUUCGUGUCCAUGAACAGGAUGCGACAGCGUGGUCUGCUGUGUGACAUUGUGCUUCAUGUCUCCAACAAAGAAAUCAAGGCGCACAAAGUGGUGCUGGCGUCUUGCAGCCCUUACUUCCAUGCUAUGUUUACCAAUGAGAUGUCUGAGAGUCGGCAGACCCAUGUGACUCUUCACGACAUCGAUCCUCAAGCUUUGGAGCAGUUGGUCCAGUACGCCUACACAGCAGAGAUCGUGGUCGGGGAAGGCAACGUGCAGACGUUGCUCCCAGCAGCGAGCCUGCUGCAGCUCAAUGGGGUGCGGGACGCCUGCUGUAAGUUCCUCCUCAGCCAGCUGGACCCUUCCAACUGCUUGGGCAUCAGAGGCUUCGCUGACACACACUCCUGCAGCGACCUGCUCAAGUCAGCACACAAGUAUGUCCUGCAGCACUUUGUGGAAGUGUCCAAGACAGAGGAGUUCAUGCUGCUGCCACUGAAACAGGUCCUGGAUUUGAUCUCCAGUGACAAUCUCAAUGUGCCAUCUGAAGAAGAAGUGUACCGAGCCGUGUUGAGUUGGGUGAAACAUGAUAUAGAUGGACGCAGGCAACAUGUACCUUGGCUGAUGAAGUGCGUGCGGCUGCCACUGCUUAGGCGAGACUUUCUGAUGAGCAACGUUGAUACGGAGCUGCUGGUGCGUCACCACUCGGAGUGCAAGGACCUGCUGAUCGAGGCUCUCAAGUAUCACCUGAUGCCUGAGCAGAGGGGAGUCCUGAGCAACAGCCGGACGCGCCCUCGACGCUGUGAGGGCGCCAGUCCUGUGCUCUUCGCGGUUGGUGGUGGCAGCCUGUUUGCCAUCCAUGGAGACUGUGAGGCGUAUGACACCAGGACAGACCGCUGGCACAUGGUAGCAUCCAUGUCCACUCGGCGGGCACGGGUGGGCGUGGCAGCCAUUGGGAACAGACUCUAUGCUGUUGGAGGCUAUGAUGGCACCUCCGACCUUGCAACUGUGGAGUCUUAUGAUCCCAUCACUAACUCCUGGCAACCAGAGGUUUCUAUGGGAACACGGCGAAGCUGUUUGGGUGUAGCUGUCCUGCACGGCCUGCUGUACGCUGCUGGAGGUUAUGAUGGAGCUUCCUGUCUCAAUAGUGCAGAGCGUUACGACCCUCUGACCAGCACGUGGACCUCAAUUGCUGCCAUGAGCACCCGUAGGAGAUAUGUACGAGUUGCAACUCUGGAUGGCAGCUUGUAUGCAGUGGGAGGUUACGACAGCUCCUCGCAUCUCGCAACAGUGGAGAAAUACGACCCCCAGAGCAACACAUGGACGGCCAUCGCCAACAUGCUGAGUCGGCGCAGCAGUGCCGGGGUGGCCGUGCUGGACGGCAUGCUGUACGUCGCAGGAGGCAACGACGGCACCAGCUGCCUGAACUCUGUGGAGAGGUUCAACCCCAAGACCAACACCUGGGAGGGGGUCGCCCCCAUGAACAUACGCAGGAGCACUCACGAUCUGGUGGCUAUGGAUGGCUGGUUGUACGCAGUGGGAGGUAACGAUGGCAGCUCCAGUCUCAACUCCAUUGAGAAGUACAACCCACGCAGCAACAAAUGGGUCGCAGCCUCCUGCAUGUUCACGCGGCGGAGCAGCGUAGGCGUGGCCGUGCUGGAGCUUCUGAACUUCCCGCCGCCCUCCUCGCCCACCCUCUCGGUUUCCUCCACCAGCCUUUGACACGGGGUCACCGUUUGGCUGACCUCAGCCUCUGCUGCUACAGCCCAGACUGGCUCUGGGAAGAGACGCAACUGCUCGGUUUGAGACGGUGAGGAGGAGGAAGAGUGUUGGGAGUGGACAGGUAAAUGUAUGAAGAAAGGCGGAUGUGAAUGAGGCUCCUGGUUUGACACAGUGAAAUUCAGAAUUAGUGGCACUUAUGGUGAAAUUUAGCAAACCACACUAUAACCACAAUAUCUGAAACGAUAUUGCACAAGUAACUUCUCUUUCCUUUUUCUUUGCACCAGCAACAAGCCAGAUGGUUCUUAAAAAAAAAUCAACGUAGCUUUCAAUUUCGGCGCAAUUGCAGCCUCAAGUAGAAUUACUAUUGGUGUAGAAAUAAUGAUGGAUACCCUGAAAGUGAGGUUAUAUGGAAAAAGGUUGGCUUCUCCUGCUUUAUUGAUUAUUUUUUUGUAAAAGGCCAACAAUCCCUUUAAAAAUUCUAAUAUUCUCAUUAUCGUGUAACAAUCUGGCUUCCAUUUAGCAUAUUGCCAUUAAUUCUGAACUUCCCUAUAUCUGAUCUGGAGGCCUCAAACUCCACUGUAAAGCUCCACCGUACAGAUACCAGCUCCCACUCUCUUCGAGAUAUUUCCUGGAAAAGGAUGUGUGAACAUUGAGCAGUCUUUCCUCAAACCCCACUUUUUUUUUUUUCCACCACUCCAGUGUUUGACACACUUAUCGUGAAACAUGGUGGGCCUUUAAAUUCUGUCAUGUGUGAUGUAAAUGUUUUCGGUUUGAUGUUGUCCUCUGCAAGGUUUUUCUUUGAUGUCAGGAGUUUUUUUUUUUGCAAUAAUGUAUAAAAAAAAAGAGAAACAGAAUGAUUUUACUUUUGGAAUGUAGCUUUUUAGUGGUUGUACCAUGCAUGUUUACGUAUUGGCACCGAUUCCCCAAAAAGAUGUUAAAAAAAAAAAACAACAAAAAAACGUCGUAGUGCUGCUGUGCCACACUAGGUGGCAGUAACAAGCAAUGCUAUAAACCCUUCUCACACCGCAAGAAAGCAUGGACACCAACAACGUAGAAAAGCUCGGCCCUCAGAACUGCAAAGAGUUUGGAUCCUUUUUAUAUAUAUAUAAAAAUAUAUAUAUAAAAAAUAUAUAUAAGAACAGAAAGUUAUGUUGAACUAUAUGUAUUUAUAAAAUGUAUAAAUUCUAAUAUAUUCUGUUUUAAAGAUGCUUAAAGAAGGAAACAGAUCUGACCUAUGCCUAUUUAAGAGUGUUUUUAAUAUAUUUAUUUAGAUGUGAUGUGCAUAUCGUCAAUGGAAAUGACAAAGAGAAUGUCUCAGUGUGAGAGCGCUAGCUGUUGAGUUUGUGUGCAUUCAGAGUUUCUCCUGGUUAAGAGGACUGUUGCAUUUUGAUAUGCAGCAUUUCAUUUGCAUUUCUUAAUGUUUCUUCACUGCCACAAGCAUGACCUCACAUGACACUGUACCUUACGUCCGCUACAUUGAUGAAAACUGCUUUAGUCUCUCGCCAACCCGUUGAGCUGUUAAUGAAAGGAUGCUAUACUGUCUUUAACUCUACUUCUUGAUCAUAAAAAGAGUCGGAGGUGGAUGUAAUCCUUUUCACACAUUAUGGCUUACCAUUACAUUAAAGCAGCAAUUACUAGUUUACCUUGAAUAUACCAACACAUGACACUAAUGAGUAUUGUUGCUGACACUUGGUGCUGUCAUCGUCCCGACCACACAUAAACUGUUGUCUCGUUUUAUUACCUCAUCGUUGAAAUUGAUCCAGCUCCAUUUCAAUAAAGUUAAAAUAGAAACAACUAACCACAAACAUACUGGCUUUAGAACCUGUGGUGAGUGAAUUGGGAACAUCGCCAGUGAACCCGCUUUGUCGAAAAUAAAAGGAUCGCUUUGAAUCUUUUUUUCGGCUCAAUUAUGAGUCAGUACCUGGGUUCACUUUAGUUCAUGUGUAGUGCAGUGAUACCAUUCCAAACUUCUGAGAAGUUGCCUUUUCUCCUUAUUUUGAAGGAUUUUGUUGAUCCGGUUCUGUUUAUCUAAAACUACCUUAUGUUUCAUUUAUGUGUAAGAGAUGACGCAGUAGAAUUGGAGCUGUGAUGGCCUUAAGAAGAUGCUUUUAAACUGUAAAGUCGAUGUGAGUCAGGGAUAGACUUUAAGACAAAGGCGCACAUAACCACAUAAGACUUUGGCCUCCGUUCUGUGGAUCGAAAUGUAAAUAAAAGAAAAAAGAAGAGCUCAAGCUAUCUUAAAUCCAUUUGUGCAAUUUCAAUGUGACUGUAGCUUUUUUUUUUUUUUUAGUUUGUGUUUAAUGUUGUGAUAAUUGUUUAUUUAUGUUUCUUAUUUAUGACGAACUUUAAAAUGUUGAAUUUUGCACUAUUGCGCAAUGGAGCAAUACUAUACACUUUAAAAAAACAAAAAACAAAAUAAAGAUGUUUUCAGAUGUGA
Molecule: messenger RNA, 4251 nt
Organism: Stegastes partitus (bicolor damselfish)
Lineage: Eukaryota; Metazoa; Chordata; Actinopteri; Pomacentridae
Gene: klhl17
Product: kelch-like family member 17
Exons: 11
Coding region: 39-1814 (591 amino acids)
Molecular function (GO): protein binding
Source: RefSeq, a predicted model, not a curated record